AGGCAGCAGGCUGCAGAUAUGACGCAGUAGUAGUAAUUUAUAUGGAAUGAAUGUUCGCACGCGUGAAAAGAUGAGACAUGUCUGUCACACGUGCCUGCUCCGACUGGGAUUCUGUACGGCCCGCCACGUGUACUUGUUCAUGUUCUUGUUCUUCUUCUUCUUCUUCUGCCUCAAGACUCUCUCUCUCUCUUUAUAUGCACUGCUCCUGCAAUUCCGCCAUGAACGGCUCUCUCAAAGUCAACACUGAUUCAUCUAACGGAAUUGGAUCGGUCAUGGAUGCCGCCGAUUCGCUUCAAUCCAGCUUCACCUACAUGGGCCGGAAGUUCGCCGAUAUCAGCCUCAAUGAUGAUUCUUCCUCCGCCUUCAGCGACUGUAACAGCGACAGAUCCGGCGAGUUCCCUACCACGUCGUCUGAAAGCCGCCGCCUCUUCCUCGCUUGCGCUUCUGAGAACUCAGAUGAGCUGAUCGCGCAGCUCGUUUCCGACCUUGAUUCUAGUGACAUCGAUGAGCAGAAGAAGGCAGCCAUGGAAUUGCGCCUCCUAGCGAAGAAUAAAGCCGACAAUCGAAUCAAAAUCGCUAGGGCUGGAGCGAUCAAACCGCUUAUUUCAAUUGUCUCUUCCGGCGAUCUGCAGCUGCAGGAGUACGGCGUGACUGCGAUUUUGAAUCUCUCACUGUGCGACGAGAACAAGGAAGAAAUUGCCUACUCCGGGGCGAUCAAACCGUUGGUUCGCGCGCUCAAAGUCGGAACCUCAACCGCAAGAGAGAACGCGGCGUGCGCGCUGCUCAGGCUGUCGCAAAUCGACGACAAUAAGAUCGCGAUUGGUCGAUCCGGCGCGAUUCCUCCGCUGGUGAACUUACUGGAAAACGGUCAUUUCCGAGGAAAGAAAGACGCGUGCACGGCGCUGUAUUCACUCUGCUCGGUGAAGGAGAACAAAAUUAGGGCGGUGCAGGCGGGGAUAAUGAAACCUCUGGUGGAGAUGAUGUCGGAUUUGGGGUCAAACAUGGUGGAUAAGUCUGCAUACGUCUUGAGCCUAUUGGUUUCAGUGGCAGAUGCGAGAGCCUCUCUGGUUGAAGAAGGCGGAAUUCCGGUACUGGUAGAGAUCGUGGAGGUCGGAACCCAACGGCAGAAGGAGAUUGCGGCGGCCAUACUGUUGCAGCUCUGUGAGGAUUGCCCUGCCUACCGUACCUUGGUCACCCGCGAAGGAGCCAUUCCCCCUUUGGUCGCUCUGUCCCAAACUGGAACCAGCCGCGCCAAACAAAAGAUUUCUUUAUGGAUAUAGAUGUAGCUGCAGAAUAGAACAAUGGUCAAACAAAAGCAAAAAAUGGCAUGCACUCACAUGAGAUAGAGAUGGAGAUGGAGAUGGAGAUAGAGAUAGAGAUGACAUCCAACCAAUUAUAUACUAGUAACUACAGUAUAACAUAUAUAUAUAUAUAUAUAUAGAGAGAGAGAGAGUAGAUUGCCAAUAUCUUGUUUUCUUCUGCUUGUAUGAGAGUAUAUGAGUAGAGUAGGGCAGAAAUAGUAUGUCACUGUCAUCUUGACUUUAUGCCCUAUCCUUCCUCUAUCGUAUAGGUAUAGUAUAGUCAAUAGUGCCACAAACUUCAUUCAUAUCUAUAUAUUAUCGUUUCAGUUUACUU
Andrographis paniculata is the source of this 1635-nucleotide messenger RNA. RefSeq names its product U-box domain-containing protein 4. Gene Ontology annotation, cellular component: cytoplasm; nucleus. The record is from RefSeq and is a predicted model, not a curated record. The coding region runs from base 78 to 1280 and encodes 400 amino acids. NCBI's taxonomy places the organism in Eukaryota, Viridiplantae, Streptophyta, Magnoliopsida, Lamiales, Acanthaceae. The transcript is spliced from 2 exons. Gene Ontology annotation, molecular function: protein binding.